AUGAUACCAAGAGAAGAGGAGAAAAUGAUUGGAGCUGCCCGCCAGGAUCCUGACCCGUAUGCUCUUUUGCUUCUAGGACAGCCCUCCCAGCCUCCCAACAGCAGCUGGCCCCCAAGCCAGAAUGGGAGUAAUGCCAAGACCACCCUGGUUGCAAACCUCACCUUCUCCUCCUACUACCAGCACUCCUCGCCAGUGGCAGCCAUGUUCAUUGUGGCCUAUGUGUUUAUCUUUCUCCUGUGCAUGGUGGGCAACGCCCUGGUCUGCUUCAUCGUGCUCACGAACCGGCACAUGCGCACCGUCACCAACAUGUUCAUCCUCAACCUGGCGGUCAGCGACCUCCUGGUGGGCAUCUUCUGCAUGCCCACCACUCUCGUGGACAACCUCAUCACUGGGUGGCCCUUUGACAACGCCACGUGCAAGAUGAGCGGCUUGGUGCAGGGCAUGUCUGUGUCGGCUUCCGUGUUCACGCUGGUGGCCAUUGCUGUGGAAAGGUUCCGCUGCAUCGUGCACCCGUUCCGUGAGAAGCUGACUCCGCGCAAGGCGCUGGUCACCAUCGCGGUCAUCUGGGCCCUGGCCCUGCUCAUCAUGUGCCCCUCGGCCAUCACGCUGACCGUCACGCGCGAGGAGCACCACUUCAUGGUGGACGCCCGCAACCGCUCCUACCCGCUCUACUCGUGCUGGGAGGCUUGGCCGGAGAAGGGCAUGCGCCGGGUCUACACCACCGUGCUCUUCUCGCACAUCUACGUGGCGCCCCUAGCGCUCAUCGUGCUCAUGUACGCGCGCAUCGCCCGCAAGCUCUGCAAGGCCCCAGGGCCCGCGCGGGCGGGCGGGGAGGCGGCGGCGCCAGAGGCUGGGAUCACCAGGAGCCUGCGCCAGUGCCUGUAUGGCCAUCUCCAGCUGUCCCCAGAAGGGCCCGAGAAGUACACCUGCCUCACCUUCAAGAAAUGA
Suricata suricatta (meerkat) is the source of this 948-nucleotide messenger RNA. It is a transcript of the gene NPFFR1, whose product is annotated as neuropeptide FF receptor 1. NCBI's taxonomy places the organism in Eukaryota, Metazoa, Chordata, Mammalia, Carnivora, Herpestidae. Gene Ontology annotation, cellular component: membrane. Gene Ontology annotation, molecular function: neuropeptide receptor activity; peptide binding. The coding region runs from base 1 to 948 and encodes 315 amino acids. Gene Ontology annotation, biological process: G protein-coupled receptor signaling pathway. The transcript has 7 exons. The record is from RefSeq and is a predicted model, not a curated record.